ACUGCUGAUGAGAAAAGGUAUUUCGCAGUUUAUAUUUACUAAAAUAAUUGCAUUUUCAUGUUCUGUGUACUGUGGGAGACCAGAUAUAGUGAAUGCCGGGGUCCAGGGAGACCAGAUAUAGUGAAUGCAGGGAGACCAGAUAUAGUGAAUGCAGGGUCCGGGGAGACCGGACAUAGUGAAUGCAGGGUCUGGGGAGACCGGAUAUAGUAAAUGCAGGGUCCGGGGAGACCGGAUAUAGUGAAUGCAGGGUCCGGGGAGACCAGAUAUAGUGAAUGCAGGCAGACCAGAUAUAGUGAAUGCAGGGUUGGGGAGACCAAAUAUAGUGAAUGCAGGGUCCGUGGAGACCAGAUAUAGUGAAUGCAGGGGUCCGGGGAGACCGGAUAUAGUGAAUGCGGGGUCCAGGCAGACCAGAUAUAGUGAAUGCAGGGUCCGGGCAGACCAGAUAUAGUGAAUGCAGGGUCCGGGGAGACCAGAUAUAGUGAAUGCAGGGUCCGAGGAGACCGGAUAU
Molecule: messenger RNA, 508 nt
Organism: Staurois parvus
Lineage: Eukaryota; Metazoa; Chordata; Amphibia; Anura; Ranidae
Source: the annotation of a GenBank genome assembly